CGGGAAGAGGGGAGAGGAGUAGGUCAGCACAGGAGCGAGUCCUGGAAGGACGAGGAGGCACAUGGACUCAGAGAGAGAGCAAGAUCUGGCUGAGGAAAGAUGAUGCAAGAAGGGCAGCUAGCUGUCGUACGAGAACUCGUGUCGCCUCGCUGAGGACUCACCGGGAGGGUGGCCAGCUGGGCGACGUACUCGUUUUCCACCAUCACUCACAUGCGCACUCCACCAUCACUCUGCGGCUCCAAGGGCGGCUUAGGAAGACGCCCUGCCGAAGGGAAUAUGGUCGGAAGGACCAAGGAUCGUGCCGAAGCAACAGAUCUCAAGAGAAUGACUCAAGUCAUAUCGGAAGCGAACGAUAACAAUCAUCACGAAACGCAACGGGCACUAACUCGUUUGGCCAACUUCUCUAUCUCCCGUCUUACGCCCCCAGGCCCACGCAUGCGUGCACUGCAGCCUUAUCUAGCGCUCUUCUUCAUCAGCAGCCCUCUAUCUUUCCUGGCUGCCUCCCCUGUGCCCAUCUACGGCUUGUCGUCCUGCCUGCCUACACACGGCUACCAUCCUUCAGCCUGUCAUCCAUCAGCAUCAGCAUCAGCUCCAUCGAUCCAUUCAUCCAGGGCUGCAUCCUCUCCAUCAGCACACGGUCCACGGCAUCCAAUCCAUCCGUCCAUCACAUCCAGACACAUACGUCCACACUUCCAGUCAUCUGAGCCGAGCGCCUUCAUCAGGGCCACAGACAGGGGCGAAGGGCAUCGUGAGCACUUCGCAACACCGCCUGCUUGGCAGUGGGGGCAGUUGCAGCCGCCUGCUUGGCAGUGGGGGCAGUUGCAGUCGCCUGCUUGGCAGUGGGGGCAGUUGCACCCUCCUGCACACACAUGGACAGUGGGCCGAGCGUGUGCAUGUGCAGACCACAGACUCUCUCUUUCUCCUGCUGACCGUCACAGCCCCUGCCGCUGCAGUGAGGGCAGUUGCAGCCGCCUGCUUGGCAGUGGGGGCAGUCGCAGCCGCCUGCUUGGCAGUGGGGGCAGUUGCAGCCGCCUGCUUGGCAGUGAGGGCAGUUGCACCCUGCACCAGACCAAGCGUGUGCAUGUAGAUCGAUGAGAUCGAUGUCAUGUGUGGAUCGAAGUCUGUCUCUCUACUGACCGUCAUGGUGGCCACAAUUGCAGCCUUUGGGAUUGCAGCUUUGGAGAUUGCAGCCUUGGAGAUUACAGCCUUGGAGAUUGCAGCCUUGGAGAUUGCAGCCCCCGUGAUGACACUGGCACCCUUCCUCCUCCCCGGUCA
Molecule: messenger RNA, 1275 nt
Organism: Vitrella brassicaformis
Lineage: Eukaryota; Vitrellaceae
Source: the annotation of a GenBank genome assembly